Ilex paraguariensis (yerba mate) is the source of this 325-nucleotide messenger RNA. The record is from the annotation of a GenBank genome assembly. Lineage: Eukaryota; Viridiplantae; Streptophyta; Magnoliopsida; Aquifoliales; Aquifoliaceae.
CUAGUUUUCAUAGCCCAUGUGAAAGCAGGACAAAAAGGGUUCUAUGGUGGUCUUUAAGGAAUUUUGUCGAACACGUGGUGUCUAUGAUGGACGGUAAGUGUGUGUGAGAGAGAUAGAGUGGGGCUACAGUGUGGGGAUCCUGGGUGGUGGCAUGGGUGGGGGCGGAGUCGAUGGCAUGGAGGUGGGUGGGGCUGGAACCAUAGACAGACAGAAACAAAGAGCUGGGGAAGAAGAUAGAGAAACGGAGAGAGAGGGAGAUGAAGAGUACCUCAUUGGUGGUUCUGGUGGGUCACAUUGGUGGUUCGUCCUUGGAUGCUCCGACUGA